AUGACUAGAAAGAAGUUGAAGCUUGCAUUCAUCACGAAUGAUUCAGCAAGAAAAGCAACAUACAAGAAAAGGAAGAAGGGUCUGACGAAGAAGGUUAGUGAACUAAGCACUCUUUGUGGUAUAGAUACAUGUGCGAUUAUAUAUGGUCCCUACGAGUCCCAACCUGAGGUUUGGCCAAACACCUUGGGAGUCCAACGCGUCCUUGCGCAGUUCAAGAGGAUGCCUGAGAUGGAACAAAGCAAGAAGAUGGUGAACCAAGAAAUUUUCAUUAGGCAAAGGAUAGUGAAAGAAAACGAACAUCUCAAGAAACAACACAAGGACAACCGGAAGAAGGAGAUGACAGAAGUCAUGUACAAAUGUUUGAGUGGGAGAGGGCUUCAAAACUUGGUGAUAGCGGACUUGCAUGAUCUUGGGUGGUUGAUUGAUCAAAAGUUGGAGGAAAUCGACAAGAAAAUUGAGUCGAUUAAAAAAACGCCAUUCUCUGAUUUGUCAAUGGUGCUAAUGACAUCAAGGAGUACUAAUGAAAUGAGACAGGAUCAAAAGCCAAAUUUAGAUUUGUCCAUGGAAGCUAUGCAAAGGCCUCAAUGGUUCAAUGAGUGGAUGAAUCAUCCAAAUGAGCAUAUGGGUUUUGUUGGGGAUGAGAUGGUGAUGCCAUUUGGGGACAACCACAAUGCUAUGUGGUCUAGUGUUUUCUUCCCAUGA
Messenger RNA from Camellia sinensis, 702 nucleotides. NCBI's taxonomy places the organism in Eukaryota, Viridiplantae, Streptophyta, Magnoliopsida, Ericales, Theaceae. The record is from RefSeq and is a predicted model, not a curated record.